Molecule: messenger RNA, 1230 nt
Organism: Megalops cyprinoides (Indo-Pacific tarpon)
Lineage: Eukaryota; Metazoa; Chordata; Actinopteri; Elopiformes; Megalopidae
Gene: gpr142
Product: G protein-coupled receptor 142
Biological process (GO): G protein-coupled receptor signaling pathway
Cellular component (GO): membrane
Molecular function (GO): G protein-coupled receptor activity
Source: RefSeq, a predicted model, not a curated record
CCUUUCAGCUGCACCCCGGUGCUGGUCUGUGCCCCCUCGUCCCGGGCCGUGCUGGGUGCCCCGCGGGGUUACCCGUGACCCCGACGCUGUUCGGCAGAAGGGCAGAUAAGAGACUGAAGGGCAAACAAAACAGCCAUGAUCCUCUGGACCAACGCCACAGUGCCCAACCCCCUAGAGGAGGCCCAGAGCACCAGGGAGGUGCAGAGGUCCGAGUGCGUCCUGGGGUUCAUCCCUGUCAUCUAUUACAGCGCCCUCCUCUGUGUGGGAGUACCAGUGAACAUCCUGACGGCGGUGGCUCUGUCCCGGCUGGCGUCCCGCACUAAGAAGGCACUGUAUGUGUACCUGCUGGCUCUGACGGGGGCGGACAUCCUGACGCAGCUCUUCAUCAUCUUCGUGGGCUUCCUGCUGGAGACGGCGGUGUUCCACCGGCAGGUGCCGGAGCUGCUGCUGCACUCCGUCAGCAUGCUGGAGUUCGCCGCCAACCACGCCUCCAUCUGGGCGGCAGUGCCGCUGACGGUGGACCGCUACGUGGCGCUGUGCCACCCGCUGCGGCACCGGCGCAUCAGCUACCCGGCGCGGGCGCGGCGCGUGGUGGGCGCGGUCUUCGCGCUGGCGCUGGCGUCAGGCGUGCCCUUCUUCUGGUGGUCGGACAUGUGGCGGGCGAGCCACCCGCCCACAGCGCUGGACGGCGCGCUGAUCUGGACGCACGUCACCAUCAUCUACUUCCUGCCGUGCGGCGUGUUCCUGGUGCUGAACUCGCUCAUCAUUCGCCGGCUGAGCGCGCGGCAGCGUCAGCCGCAUUGCGGGGAGGACGCCGGGCCCCGCCCCCCCCCGCGCCGCCUCGGCAAGACCACAGCCAUGCUGCUGGCCAUCACCUCCGCCUUCUCUGUGCUGUGGGCCCCGCGCACGGCCGUGGUCAUCUACCACCUGUACGUGUCGUCCGUCUACAGCGACUGGCGCGUGCACCUGGCCUACGACCUGGCGAACAUGCUGGCCAUGCUCAACACCGCCGUCAACUUCUUCCUGUACUGCUUCGUCAGCAAGGCCUUCCGUGCCGCCGUGCGGGACGUGCUGCUGCUGAGGGCGGGGCCUCUGCACCCCGGCCACGCCCCCUGCCACCAGCCCGUCCCCGCCCACGCCGCCUCCACCUCCUCCCUGUCCAGCGGGUCGAAGCGGACCCAGCGGGACACCACGCCCCUACCCCCCCGCAGGAACAGUGUGAGCAAGUGA